GCUUGUAGUUUAGAUCUCCAAACUGCAGAGGGCAGCAGAGACGAACCAAACGGAAGUGGUCUACCUCAACAAAUAAAACGUCUGAUCUGUGCCCUAAUUUCUGUAACUAACUAUGAAUCCUCUAACGAAGGUGAAGCUGAUUAACGAGCUGAAUGAGCGCGAGGCUGACCUCGGCAUCAGCGAGACCGUCUCCUGGCACACAGAGUACCGGGACAGUGCCUGGAUCUUCAUCGGAGGGUUCCCCUUCGAGCUGACUGAAGGAGACCUGAUCUGUGUCUUCUCCCAGUACGGAGAGAUCGUCAACAUCAACCUGGUGAGAGACAAGAAGACGGGGAAGUCUAAAGGGUUCUGCUUCAUCUGCUAUGAGGACCAGAGGAGCACCAUCCUGGCAGUGGACAACUUCAAUGGCAUAAAGAUUAAAGGUCGAACUAUUCGCGUGGAUCACGUUAAAAAUUAUCGUCCUCCCAAAGACAACGAGGACAUGGACGAUGUGACCAAACAUCUCAGAGAAGAGGGCUGUGCUCCCAAAGGUCCUACUGUUGUCCCCUCUUCCUCUGAGGAAGAAGAGCAGUGCGUCGUACCUGCGAAGAAGCCCAAAAAAGAUAAGAAAGAGAAGAAGAAGAAAAAAAAGAAAGAGAAGAGGAAGAAGAGCAGAGCUCCCUCUUCAUCACCUUCUCCUCCUGCAGUCCUCAGACUGAAAGAGGAGAAGCAAGACGCCGCCUACGACAAGUACAACCACAAGGAGGUGCCUGCAGGGCAGAGGACGAGGGACACGGAGAGAGGAAAGGGGACAGACAGGAAUGAAGACAAGUGGAGGAACUGUGAGAGAGAGGUGGACAGAGACAAGGACAGAAGAGACGACUAUAGGAGACAAGAGAUGGACAGAGACAAAAGACGAAGAGAGAGGGAGUGGGACGAAGACAGAAGAAAAGACGGAGACAACAGGAAACGGGAGCCAUAUAGAAAAUAGACAGGUUGUGAUUGGCCGAUCCAUGGGGUGUGUGUGUGUGUUUUAAUGUUUCGUAUUAAAAUCUGACCUGAACACCUGA
Messenger RNA from Nothobranchius furzeri (turquoise killifish), 1049 nucleotides. It is a transcript of the gene rbmx2, whose product is annotated as RNA binding motif protein X-linked 2. Lineage: Eukaryota; Metazoa; Chordata; Actinopteri; Cyprinodontiformes; Nothobranchiidae. Gene Ontology annotation, cellular component: catalytic step 2 spliceosome; precatalytic spliceosome; U2 snRNP. The record is from RefSeq and is a predicted model, not a curated record. Gene Ontology annotation, molecular function: RNA binding. Gene Ontology annotation, biological process: mRNA splicing, via spliceosome.